CGCUGACGUUUCGUUUUCGCUUGUUUGAGUUUGACACUUAGAAAUUUUUGUUUGGUUGCUUGACGGCCGGACUCAGCGAAAAAUUUGAUUACUCAUUUUGUACGAAAACCUGUGACAUUUUUCAUUAAUUCGAAUUAUUCUAAAAGAAAUCUCUUCAAGAUGUUUCUUACACGUUCUGAGUACGAUCGUGGUGUGAACACAUUCAGCCCUGAAGGAAGGCUGUUCCAAGUGGAAUAUGCCAUUGAAGCGAUCAAACUUGGUUCGACGGCGAUCGGCAUCUGUACGUCAGAGGGUGUAGUUUUGGCUGUAGAAAAGAGGAUUACUUCGCCGCUGAUGGAGCCUACUACCAUUGAAAAGAUUGUGGAGGUGGACAGACACAUUGCUUGCGCUGUAUCUGGAUUGAUGGCUGAUUCUAGAACUCUAGUGGAGCGCGCCCGUGUGGAGUGUCAGAACCACUGGUUUGUGUACAAUGAGCGCAUGAGUGUGGAGUCUUGUGCUCAGGCUGUGUCCAACUUGGCCAUCCAGUUUGGAGACAGUGAUGAUGACAGUGGAACUGCCAUGUCCAGGCCUUUUGGUGUUGCCGUUAUGUUUGCAGGUAUUGAUGAGAAAGGACCUCAGCUGUUCCACAUGGAUCCCAGUGGUACAUUUGUGCAGUACGAUGCUAAGGCUAUUGGCUCUGGUAGUGAAGGCGCUCAGCAGAGCUUGAAGGAAGUAUACCACAAAUCCAUGACUCUCAAGGAAGCUAUCAAGUCAGCGCUCACGAUCCUCAAGCAGGUGAUGGAGGAGAAGCUUUCAGAGAACAAUGUGGAGGUGGUGACCAUGACUCCUGGAUCCAUGUUCCACAUGUUCACUCGGGAACAGCUGGCCGAGGUUAUCAAAGACAUACCUUGAGUAUUUGUAGUAAUUAGCCGUUUAUAUGUGUAACUAAAUCAAGUUGUAGCUUUUUAAAAGCUGUUUAUGGCUGAAAUUAAUAACGGGCCUGAAUCCAAAAUUUUUCUCUCAAAAAUCUAGAGAUUUUGGAUUUAGUUCUGUUAGUAAUUUUGGCUGUUUAGUUAGUGAUAUAGUUACAUAUGUAGACGCGUAUCAGUUGCUUGAAUGUAAAUUGAAAAGUAAUAUUUGAAGUAAAUUGUAUUUAUUUAUAAAGCAGUUGUAGUAUUUUGUGUAUAAAUUAACUUUGAACCUCUUCUAUAGCCAAAUAGGGUCUACUUUGAAAUAAAAUUGAAGUUUAGUGACAUUCCAUUAUAUUUCUAUCAUUGAAAUACUUUUCUUUGGCAUUUAAUUUGUGGUAUAAUGGAAAAAGGAUAAUGUUUGCUUUCAUUGUGGACCUUUUUAAAAAGUAAAGUUGUAGAUACAGAUAGUAAAAUAUUAAUAUCUAUUUAAUUGAGCGGUAUUUUGUCACAGAUUCUACAGUUUGAGAUAAAAACUUUAAAUCAGUAUGUAGUAUAUUAUGUAAUUUGUUACAAAAUGUAUUUAUUUCUAUGUAAAAUCUAUAUAAUUUAUUUCAAAUGUAACUGCGGUGGCCGGAGAUUUUUUGAAUCUUACAGUAAGUAAAUCAAUAAAAACAUCAAUUUUUAAA
This is a messenger RNA of Spodoptera frugiperda (fall armyworm), 1576 nucleotides long. RefSeq names its product proteasome subunit alpha type-5 (gene Prosalpha5). Gene Ontology annotation, biological process: proteasome-mediated ubiquitin-dependent protein catabolic process. Gene Ontology annotation, cellular component: nucleus; proteasome core complex; proteasome core complex, alpha-subunit complex. The transcript has 5 exons. The coding region runs from base 160 to 891 and encodes 243 amino acids. Lineage: Eukaryota; Metazoa; Arthropoda; Insecta; Lepidoptera; Noctuidae. The record is from RefSeq and is a predicted model, not a curated record.